This is a messenger RNA of Phytophthora nicotianae INRA-310, 2529 nucleotides long. RefSeq lists its product as hypothetical. The coding region runs from base 489 to 2402 and encodes 637 amino acids. Lineage: Eukaryota; Oomycota; Peronosporomycetes; Peronosporales; Peronosporaceae. The transcript has a single exon. Gene Ontology annotation, molecular function: triacylglycerol lipase activity. The record is from RefSeq and is a predicted model, not a curated record. Gene Ontology annotation, biological process: lipid metabolic process.
UUUCUCAUUUGCCCGCUGCAAGCCGGUCGCCAUUGCAUAAGUCGAGCUACCUAGCAGCUCCAUUUCCACCUCUCGAUAUUCCAGUUACUUCGUACGCCACAACCGUGAACUGAGGAAGAGUUCCCACGCUGCUUCAACUCUUGGCUCCCGUCUCAGACAACAAUGCAGGCACCCGUGACACCUCCGAUCUCCUCAUCGUCGGUGGCAGUCGAACCGCAAUUGAAACUAGAGCUGCCACGCACUGAUAGUGAGCGCACGAUACAGCUGGUAUUACAGCCCAAGGCUGUGUGGAAGGACUCGGAGCGCAUUGCACAGUUCAUAGCGAAUGCAACCAGCGCCGUAAUGGUAGUAUCCAUUGCCAGCUACUACCUGGUACCAAUGGCUGCAAUGGCGAUGGUAGAGACCCCGCGUUUUGCUACUCAAAUCCACGCCGCGCAGUGUGGACAGCCGGAAACGCCUUCAUCGUGCUCACGGAUGGAUGGAAGGCCAUGCAGAAACUCGACAUCAAGCCAUCCAGUUCAUUCAUCUCGAUUUUGCAGGCCAUGUACAAUAGUCCCCAAGUCACCGCAGCAUUCACAUUGACGAUCGCGUGUUUGAUACUUAUCCGCAAGUACAAAGUCAUCGGCUGGUUUCUGUAUCUCCAGGCAGGUGUGACGCUGCAGUGGGGUAUUGCACUGUAUCAAUUGGCUCGCAUUCUCUUCUCCAUGUCGUGCUAUUUCAUGGUCAAAUUCACCAAGAUCGUGCUGGCUCUUCUUAGAAGCGGAUACGCCGGUAUCUUUGGAGUACGCAACCGCCAGGCUUUGGCACUGCGACAGCUUAUGAAGGCGGCACCGACGCACGCAGUUUGGGUGGAAAUGGCUGAAUAUCUUGACACUUUGGAAGGCAAUGAUCAAUGGAAGACAACGAUCUCAGACGAAGAUUUAGAGUACUGUGACUUCGUUCAGCUACAAAAGAACUUGACUUCUCUUCGACGUGUUUUAAGUGAAGACCGGCCGAAUAUCCGAGAGCUUCGGUACAUGAUGGCAGCUUGUGUUAUGCGCAACGAGUUGGGUGUGGACUCGCCGGGUCUGCACCUUGAGUGCAAGUCUGGCACCAAGACUGUGAUUAACGAGUACAACGACGCCGUUGUGCAAGCGCUAGAAGCUCUGGGCAAUGCAAGUGACGAAGAAUUCCCGCGCGAGGAAAAAAUUCAGUUCUUCAAGCAUAUUAAGCAGUCGUUCGGUUCAACAGCGUUGUGUUUGAGUGGCGGCGGCUCCAUCGCCAUGUACCAUAAAGGUAUUAUCAAAGCUUUACUCGAAGCUGAUGUAAUGCCGAACAUCGUGUCGGGAUCGUCUGGUGGUGCUAUCACGGCUGCAAUGAUUGCCUGCAAGACAAACAAGGAGCUGCUUGACGACAUCAUUCAGGACGACGUCUCCACUCGAUUCAUCCCUUUGGGUAUUCGUUGGUUCCCACCUCUGCUAGAACAGAUCACACAUUGCAUCAAGACCGGAUUCCUGGUCGAGUGUUCGACUUUUGAACGCACUACGCAGCACUACUAUGGUGAACCGUUGAACGAGGUGCAGAAGACAAUGUAUUACACGUUCCAGGACGCCUACCUCAAGACAGGUCGUCACGUGUGCAUCACUGUCUCAGCCUCGGAUGUCAAUAGUGCACACAAAGGUCCCAAGAAGUUACUAUUAGACCACAUUAACUCACCUCAUGUCUUGCUCUGGAGUGCAGUGGCGUGUUCGUGCUCACUUCCUGGAAUUAUGAAGAGCAAACAGCUCAUGGCGCGUGAUUUCGACGGCAACGUUGUUCCGUACAACUCGCUGGGUAAGGAAUGGUGUGACGGAAGUAUUCAGCAUGACCUGCCCAUGGAAACGAUGGCGAGCUGCUUCAAUGUGACAAACUUCAUCGUGUCACAAGUGAACCCGCACGUUGUGCCUUUCGUAGGCGAUGAGAUCAACCAGCCUGGUUUCCGCAAAAGCAUUUUCCACACUCUUGAAAGCGUGAUCGCCGCUGAUGUGCGCCAUCGCCUGAAAAUGCUGGCUUUCCUUGGUCUCUUUCCAAAGAUCUACGGCCACCAAUUCAGCGCGUACUUCCGGCAGAAUUUUUCUGGUAAUGUAACCCUCGUCCCCGAGUUUUCGUUCCAAGAAGCGAUCGGCAUCAAGGCUAUCCAGAACCCGAGUAAGCAGGACAUGCACGACUACAUCGAAGGCGGACAACGCACUGCGUGGCCGAAGCUGGCCUACAUCCGCCAUCUCUGCAGCAUCGAAAAAUGUCUAGAUCGCCAGCUCAACCGCUUGCUGGGACCGUCUGUUGCUCCGUACAACAACUGGCUGCAUCCAGACUCCAAAGAGCUCAAGUCGAGUCAGCAAGAGAAUAGUGUACUAGGAACCCUAGUAUAUAGUUUAACGCAAUAGAUUCUUACGUAGGUAGACAAGUAAAUCGACAGCGUACAUGUAAAAGAACGCAUUUUGCCAUUUGCUAUGGAUGGCAUUCAGACGAAAAAAAAAACCAUCAAAUUUUUAAUCCAAAUUCAGACAGAAU